Messenger RNA from Penaeus vannamei (Pacific white shrimp), 1230 nucleotides. Lineage: Eukaryota; Metazoa; Arthropoda; Malacostraca; Decapoda; Penaeidae. The record is from RefSeq and is a predicted model, not a curated record.
AUGACCAACAGGAAAACCACUCUGCCACACUCUUCAACCUCAAAGCAACCAACAACCUUGGAGGAUCAGGAAACCACUCUGCACCAACAACUUGCCACAUCAACCAACAACAAACCAACAACCAACAACCUUGGACGCAACAAACCUUGGAGGAGCAGAAAACCACUCUGCCACCAACAACCUUGCCGCCAACAACCACCAAACCAAACAACACACAACAACCUUGGAGGAAACCACUCUUCCACCAACAACCUUUCAACAACCAACAACCACAACCUUGGAGGAUCAGGAAACCACUCUGAAACCACUCUGCCACCAACAGCCUUGCCACCAUCAACCACAGGGUUAGAAAUAGCAACUGAAACGCAACCAAAUACUGGGACACCAACCACCACAGAAUCACCAGACACUUUAUCGGCUUUGGAGAAAAGACGAGCAGAGUUGCUUCAGGAAAUCGAAGCCCUGGAAAACCAAAUUGCUGCCACCAACGCCUCCGUCGCUGCUCUCCAGGAAAUGCAAGCGGCCCUGCAGGAGGUCACCGAAGCCAUCGAGGAAGCCACAAGCAACUCCGGAAGGAAGCGACGCUCGCUCACUUACUCCAUCAACCACGGCGACGACGCCGUCACGGUCGACCCCUACUGCGAGGUCAACGAAGCCGAUGCCUUGACGGGCGAUCCGGCAGAAGUGCUUCUCACGAUGGUCGACGAUCUCUCUGCUAAGAUGUCCAAUCUCACGACCGACCAAAUCAGCUGCUUCAGUCAGCUCCUCAGUAAUUUUGCAACAUUCAUAGCGAACGGAACUUUCGUUAUUGACUCCAGCUUGUUAGAUAACAUCACAGCUGCUGUUGAGGAUGCAAGCAGCGUCGCGGGAGACCAAAUUCAGUCUUUGCAAUCACUCAUUAGCAGCUUGCAAGCACAAAAAGAAAACGCGACAGCGGAGCUUGCACUACUCGACAGUCAACUGGUAUCAACAGAAUUACCGACUACCCCAGAGACAACCAAACCAACAACCAGUGUGCUGCCAACAACCACUGAGUCAGCAACCCCUCUGCCACCAACAACCACUGAGCCGCCAACAACCUCUCAACCCCCAACAACUACCACUGAACUUACAGAAGAACCCACAACCAAAUUACCAGAUAUUCCUGAUUUAUCAAAACGCCAAAAGGCUAGAAAGGUUGGUUUUCCAGAGAGGUAUCAGUGCGUCUGGGUUUUCCAGGGUAAGGUAUGA